Vigna angularis (adzuki bean) is the source of this 1103-nucleotide messenger RNA. Its product is annotated as auxin-induced protein 22D. NCBI's taxonomy places the organism in Eukaryota, Viridiplantae, Streptophyta, Magnoliopsida, Fabales, Fabaceae. Gene Ontology annotation, cellular component: nucleus. The record is from RefSeq and is a predicted model, not a curated record. Gene Ontology annotation, molecular function: protein binding. The transcript is spliced from 4 exons. Gene Ontology annotation, biological process: regulation of DNA-templated transcription. Bases 154 to 723 code for a protein of 189 amino acids.
AAAAUUAAUGACCUACCCAAUACCCUUGCAACACAACUUGCAUCUCAUUUCUCAUCUCUCUCUCUCUCUCUUUCUCAAGAAACCCAGAUUCAACAGAGUUGAAUUGUUCUGGUCUUUUUCGUAAGCAUCUAGCUAAUAACACAUCAGUAAAUAAUGGAGAAUUCAUUGGGAAGCUACGAAAAAGAGCUUAAUCUGAAGGCCACUGAGCUGAGAUUGGGGUUGCCCGGUAGCGAUGAGCCUGAGAAACUUGCUACUGCUAGAAGCAACAAGAGAUCUUCGCCGGAAGCAAGUGACAAUGGUUCUGAUGUCACAAAAGAAGACAACGUUGUACCACCUGCAAAGGCACAAGUAGUGGGGUGGCCACCGAUUCGAUCUUACAGGAAGAAUAACGUACAGCAGAAGAAAGAAGAAGAAAGUGAAGGAAAUGGGAUGUACGUGAAAGUUAGCAUGGCGGGUGCACCUUAUUUGAGGAAGAUAGAUCUCAAGGUUUACAAAAGCUACCCUGAACUUCUCAAGGCCUUGGAAAAUAUGUUCAAGUGCAUAUUCGGAGAAUAUUCAGAAAGGGAAGGGUACAAUGGAUCUGAAUAUGCUCCAACUUAUGAAGACAAAGAUGGUGACUGGAUGCUGGUUGGAGAUGUUCCAUGGAACAUGUUCGUGUCAUCCUGCAAGAGGCUCAGAAUCAUGAAGGGAUCAGAAGCAAAGGGGUUGUUGGGUUGUUUUUGAGCCGAAAAUCAAAGCAGGAGCAUGCAUAUCCAUAGCCAACACAAAGGGAACUUCUUCUGUUUGGAAUAUGCAAGCAUGCAAUACCCUCUGUCAAUUCCCCCAUAUUUGGCUGAUUAAAAGAAGAGAUAUGCACAUACACAAAUUUCCUUUAUUUGUUUAUUUCAAACACUGUGACUUUCUUAAUUAAACUACACUGUUCCAAAUUCUCAUAGCCAUAACCCGAAUGGGAAACAGUGAUUAAAUGAGAAGAGAAUAAAACCAAAGCAGAUGCUAUUUAAUUGUAUACAGAAUAUAAAUACAUAUAUAAUUUUUCCUUCUGUUUGUUUACUUACAAUUACUAUAUAUAUACAUACGAAGGUCAAGAAGGUCGAAUUUCUUCU